Messenger RNA from Neltuma alba, 3539 nucleotides. Its product is annotated as probable LRR receptor-like serine/threonine-protein kinase At1g53430. Gene Ontology annotation, molecular function: ATP binding; protein binding; protein kinase activity. Lineage: Eukaryota; Viridiplantae; Streptophyta; Magnoliopsida; Fabales; Fabaceae. Gene Ontology annotation, biological process: protein phosphorylation. The coding region runs from base 202 to 3186 and encodes 994 amino acids. The record is from RefSeq and is a predicted model, not a curated record. The transcript is spliced from 25 exons.
UGUAAUGACAUACAUGAAGGAAAUGCACUAGAAGGAAAGAGGCCAAAGCCUUCCCUCCCGGUUUCCCUUUGUUUUAUUAUCUGCUAAAAGAUAGAUUCUGAGACUGCCUCACUCACAUUUAACUCUAAUUUUGAUCUGUUCCUUGUUUCUUCAUUCUGGACUUCCUCUUACUCAAAACCAAUCUUGCUGAUAUUCUAAUUAAUGGAGUUUGCCAUGUCAAGCUCCAAACCUCCCUCUGUUUUCUUCUUUGGAUUUCUGCUUCUCAGUUUCUUCACAGAUUUUCCAUCAAAUGCUCAACUCAUACCCCAACAGGAAGUGAAGGCUUUACAGGCAAUAUCUGAUAAGCUGACAAAUGUGAAGUGGAAGGUGACACCAACAUCUUGUAUUAAUGGAGAUGGAUUUGAUAACCUCUUUGCUUCAUCCUAUGGAGUGACGAGGAAUGUCACCUGCAGUUGCAAUUUCCAGCACGGCACCGUUUGCCAUGUCACCAAUAUCCUGUUGAAAAGCCAAAAUAUAGCAGGGGAGAUACCCAGUGAAUUUGGAAAUCUCACCCAUUUGACUGAACUUGAUCUUUAUCUCAACUAUCUCAGUGGCCCAAUUCCAACGUCUUUUAGGCAUAUCCCUCUCGUCACUCUGUCCCUUGCGGGGAAUCGCAUUAGCGGUUCAAUUCCCGUUGAGUUGGGUGAAAUUGCUAGUCUGAAGGAUUUGAACCUAGAAGAUAAUCAGCUUGGAGGACCUCUUCCUCAUAGUCUUGGAAAGUUGCCCACCUUACGGAGAAUACGUCUUUCUGCAAAUAAUUUUACUGGAACAAUACCAGAAACGUUUGGAAAUCUGAAGAACAUGAUUGAUUUUUCUAUAGAUGGGAGUACCUUAUCAGGAAAGAUACCAAGUUUGAUUGGGAACUGGACCAAAAUUCUCUCUAUGGAUAUGGAGGGCACAGGCAUGGAAGGCCCGAUUCCUUCCACCAUAUCAUUGUUGACAAAUUUGAAAGAAUUGAGAAUAUCUGACUUGAAAGGAACAACAACGAUGACAUUUCCUAAUCUGAAGAAUUUGAUGAGUUUGGAACGACUGAUAUUAAGGAAUUGCUUAAUUACUGGCCCCAUUCCAACGUAUAUUGGUGAAAUGAAAAACUUAAAGACUUUGGACCUGAGUUUUAACAAGUUGACCGGUUCAAUCCCUGACUUAUUUCAGAACUUGAAUUUUGAUCAGAUGUUUCUGACGAACAAUUCUCUGAGUGGGGCAAUACCAGAAUGGGUCCUACAGAGCAAAUAUAAGAUGGAUUUAUCUUACAACAAUUUUACCGAGGCUUCUACAUCUACUUGCCAGAUCUUACAAGUGAACUUAGCUUCCAGUCUUUCAUCUUCAACAAGAAAUGCAACCUUUUGCUUGAGGAAGGGCCUACCUUGUCCAGGAAAACCUCAGUAUCAUUCAUUGUUUAUAAAUUCUGGAGGACCCAAGAUGGAGUUUCAGAAGAAUGAAUAUGAAGAAGAUAUCAAUCAAAAUGGCGUUUCAUACUUCUAUAUAAAAGAUGACAAAUGGGCUUACAGCAGCACAGGAACAUAUAUAUAUGAUGAUAAAGCUGAUUACGUAGCCAGUGUACAAACAAAUAAGUUUUCUUUGAAUGUUAAUGGCUCAGAAUACUACCAAACAGCACGUCUCAGCCCUCAAUCACUUAAGUACUAUGGCCUCUGUAUGAUGAAGGGUAAUUAUAAAGUAAGGCUCCAUUUUGCUGAGAUAAUGUUUUCUGACGACCAGACAUUUAACAGUCUUGGAACUCGCAUAUUUGAUGUUUCAAUUCAAGGUUUCAAAUACUUGAAAGAUUUUAACAUUGCAAAGGAAGCUGGUGGAGCUGGUAAGGGCAUCACAAGAGAAUUCAAUGUUGAUGUGAAUGAUACCACCUUGGAGAUCCAUUUAUAUUGGGCAGGGAAAGGUACUACAGCAAUUCCCCAAAGAGGUGUAUAUGGACCUCUAAUAUCUGCCAUCACUGUGACCCCAAACUUCAAAGUUCCUGCAAAAGGAUUGUCUGUCGGAGCUAUUGUUGGAAUUGUGGUUGGAUCAUGCGGCUUCCUUGUACUUGUACUCAUUGUCCUCAGAAAGAAGGGUUUCCUUGGUGGGGAAGAUCCAAAAGAUAGAGAACUUUUAGAUCUGAAGACCGGUUAUUUUCCUCUAAGACAAAUUAAAAAUGCAACCAAUGACUUUGACCCUGCAAAUAAGAUAGGAGAAGGUGGCUUUGGGCCUGUGUAUAAGGGUGUGCUGUCUGAUGGUGUUGCCGUUGCUAUUAAGCAACUAUCUUCCAAGUCAAAGCAAGGAAAUCGUGAAUUUGUUAAUGAAAUAGGAAUGAUAUCUGCUUUGCAACAUCCAAAUCUGGUGAAGCUUUACGGUUGUUGCAUAGAAGGAAAUCAAUUGUUGCUUAUAUAUGAAUACAUGGAGAACAAUUGCCUUGCUCGAGCACUUUUUGGCUGUGAUGAACAACGGAUACACUUGGACUGGCCCACAAGAGUAAAGAUUUUUCUUGGGAUAGCAAGGGGAUUGGCUUAUCUUCAUGAGGAGUCAAGGUUAAAAAUAGUACACAGGGACAUUAAGGCGACAAACAUCUUACUUGAUAAAGAACUAAAUGCCAAAAUCUCUGAUUUUGGUUUAGCGAAGCUUGACGAAGGAGAAAAUACCCACAUCAUCACCCGAGUAGCUGGAACAAUUGGUUACAUGGCUCCUGAAUAUGCAAUGAGAGGUUACUUGACAGAUAAAGCAGAUGUUUAUAGCUUCGGAGUUGUUGCUUUGGAAAUUAUUAGUGGAAAGAGCAACGCAAGUUACGUGCCAAUGGAUGACUUUGUUCAUCUUCUUGAUUGGGCCUAUGUUCUCCAAGAGGAAGAAAAGCUUUUAGAGUUGGUGGAUCCACGUCUUGGUUUAAACUACUCCCAAGAUGAAGCCAUGAGAAUGCUAAAUUUGGCUCUUUUGUGCACUAAUCUAUCUCCCACCCUCAGACCCUCCAUGUCAUCUGUAGUGAGCAUGCUUGAGGGAAAAACUCCAAUCCAAGCACCAAUAAACAAGCAUAGAGAUCAAUAUGCAAGGUUCAAAAUGCUGUCGUAUGACAGCCAGACAUUUGUAGCCUCUCAAUCAAGUACGGAACAAAGAGGCAAGUCAACGGAUGGGUCAUGGGUUGACUCCCCAAUAUCUCUUCCGAGAUGAAAGGAUCAACAUAUAGUUACGAUGUGCAGUGGUAGAACAAGCAUCUACGUUCAAAAUGCAAUAGUCAUAUAUAUGAUUAGCGUACCUUGAUCUAGUGAAGAGAAAAUUCCAAAGCAAAAGAAGUCUAUUUCACGGUGCUUCUCCUUGACUGAAGUAUAAAGAAAUGAUGAAUAGAGUCGUCUUUUGUGGCUCUUUCCUUCGAUAUGUCUACUGCAAACUUUUUAAUUCCUUCAAACUUCAUCCUUGUGUUGUUCCCAAUCGCACUUUGCUUCAAACCAGAGGCCAGGGACGGAACAGGGAAAGAAGGUGAAUCCAGAAAGUUCAAUCUCAUUCCAUUCACAGAGCUCUUUUUU